This is a messenger RNA of Harpia harpyja (harpy eagle), 1822 nucleotides long. It is a transcript of the gene SLC25A28, whose product is annotated as solute carrier family 25 member 28. Gene Ontology annotation, molecular function: ferrous iron transmembrane transporter activity. NCBI's taxonomy places the organism in Eukaryota, Metazoa, Chordata, Aves, Accipitriformes, Accipitridae. Gene Ontology annotation, biological process: iron import into the mitochondrion. The record is from RefSeq and is a predicted model, not a curated record. The transcript is spliced from 4 exons. Bases 1 to 1230 code for a protein of 409 amino acids. Gene Ontology annotation, cellular component: mitochondrial membrane.
AUGGACGCGGCGGGGCGGGGCGGGGCGGGAGCCCGGGGGCGGGGCGGCGCGGCGCGGGGCCCGGGCGGCGGCGGCGGCGGCGGCGCCAUGGAGCUGGGGGCGGGCGCGGGGGCGGGCGCGGGCCCGGGCCCCGGCGCGCGGGGCGGCGCGGAGUCGGGCCGCGUCCUGCUGCUGCUGAUGGGCGGCGGCGGCGGCAGCGCGGGCCGGGCGCGGCGGGGAGGCGCGGAGGCGGAGGCGGGGCCGGGUCCCGGCGCCGGUGCCGGCCCGGGGGGGCCCGAGGCGGCGCGGGGCCCCGAGCCGCGCUCCCCGCCCGCCCCCGAUUACGAGGCGCUGCCGCAGGGCGCCGCCGUCUCCACGCACAUGCUGGCGGGCGCCGUGGCGGGCGUCAUGGAGCACUGCGUGAUGUACCCCGUCGACUGCGUCAAGACGCGGAUGCAGAGCCUGCGGCCGGAGCCCGCCGCCCGGUACCGGAACGUGCUGGAGGCCCUGUGGCGCAUCGCCCGCACCGAGGGCGUCUGGCGGCCCAUGCGGGGCAUGAACAUCACCGCCACCGGCGCCGGCCCGGCCCACGCCCUCUACUUCGCCUGCUACGAAAAGUUAAAAAAGACGCUGAGCGACGUUAUCCACGCGGGGGGCAAUAGCCAUGUGGCCAACGGUGCAGCCGGGUGUGUAGCAACGUUGCUCCACGAUGCAGCCAUGAACCCUGCUGAAGUGGUCAAACAGAGGAUGCAGAUGUACAACUCGCCUUACCAGCGUGUGACGGACUGUGUGCGGGCUGUGUGGCGCAACGAAGGGGCCGGAGCUUUCUACCGCAGCUACACCACCCAGCUCACCAUGAACAUCCCCUUCCAAGCCAUUCACUUCAUGACCUACGAGUUCUUGCAAGAGCAGCUCAACCCCCACAGACAGUACAACCCAGGCUCCCACGUGGUCUCCGGAGCCUGUGCGGGGGCUGUCGCUGCUGCUGCCACUACGCCUUUGGACGUUUGCAAAACGCUGCUCAACACCCAGGAGUCCCUGGCCUUGAGCUCCAACAUCAGCGGACACAUCACAGGCAUGGCCAAUGCCUUCAGGACGGUGUACCAAGUGGGCGGCGUGACCGCCUACUUCAGAGGGGUCCAGGCAAGAGUCAUUUAUCAGAUGCCCUCAACGGCGAUCGCCUGGUCUGUGUACGAGUUCUUCAAAUACAUCCUCACCAAGCGCCAGGAGGAGCGGCGGGCUGGGAAGUGAGCCAGAGCCAAACGCCAUUCCAGACCUGCUUCAUCUCCCCUCCUGGUUUGUCUUCUGACCCCUCUCCCUUUCGGUUCAGUUUGUGUUGAAGAGAGGGGGCAGUGAAGCCCUUCGGGGUUUAGCGCUGCCUUUUUUUGCCUGUGGCUGCUGCAGCUCUGCUCAGGCUGCACGGCUUGCUCUCUCCCAGGGUCCUCCGAGAUGUCCCACUGGGAGUUCCAGCCCAGGUCACGUCCCCUGGCACUUCGGUGGAGCUGUGCUCCUGUCCUUCCCUUAACCAAAACCUCCUCUCACGCAAAGCUCGCCCCUCCUUGGAGGGGAAAGUGAAUGUCCUGCCCUGCCUCUGGCAGGGCCAAGCUGAGCUCGCAGUUGCCAAGGAGGGGGCAGUGGCAGCACUGCCCGGGAUGCUGGGGACUUCGUAUGGCUUUUGGCUGAAGCAAAGUGUAAGCCUUGCCGUUGUCUUGUAGCACGCACACAUGAUGCUGACUGCCCCGGUGGUGGGGGGGGGGGGGGAGGAUGGCACUUGAGGAGGGGAGCCUGUAGGUUUGUUGUUGUUCCUGCUCUUGACACCUCCAAUAAAAACAGUUCUGCUCUA